GGGAAAAAUAAUGAUAGAAUGGCAAUAUUCAAAUCAAAAGGAGAAACCAAAAUAUAUCCACUCGAUGCCUAGUUGUCAUCAUAUGAUUGGCUAAGAAGAAAUCGUAUAAGAUCAGAUGCGCACCUCAAAACAUUCGAAAAAAAAUCUUUCAACGGUCCACCGCCCACCACCAGAAGAAACAGAAACGCCAUCCCGCUGUGACUCUGCUUCUGAAUUCCGCAUCUCUCUGCUAAUUUCCGAUUCAUUCGUUGGAGACAAAUUGAUUCCAUCAAUGGCGAUUUGUGCUCAUUCAAAGCUCAAUUAUCUCAAUCCAUGGAUCCCAAAUUCAAUUGGAAGCGCCGGCGGCGGAGCAUCAAGAAACCGGGGCCAUGUAAUCGUGACGGUUAAAAUGGCAUCUUCUUCAUCGCCGGCGCCACCAUCUACAAGUGGAAGCGUUGGCCAAGCUGCGACGGGGUUUGAAGAAGGGCAGCUUGAAAGACCACGGUGGACCGGUGAAACUCCUCUUUCUCGGCUUGUCGGAGCCCUAAUUUCCUUCAAACCCCUCUACUCUGUCAUGAAACUUGGUGCCAGACAAGUCCUCAUAAGUACUGCUGAGAAAACAAAUAUUCCGUGGAGGGAAAUGACAAAGCAGAUACUGGAAUCGGAUGUGUAUAAAGAACUGGAGAGCGUUCAGGACCCUUCACUUGUAUAUCCUGAUUAUUACCUUAAUCCCUUCCAUGCAUAUGAUGAGGGAAACCUAUCUUGGCUGGCUGCAGCAGAAGCAGAGCCAGCAACUAUGUCGAUGAUUAGGCGAGCAAUCCCUAAUGCUUCUUCACUCGAUGAAGCUAACCAAGUAGUUCGCGGAAAUUGGCUGGAUGCAAUUGAAAAACAUCAUCGCGAGUAUUCACAAGAUAAUAUUGUUCAGGACAUACUUGAUAUUGGUUGUUCUGUUGGUGUCAGCACAAGGUUCCUUGCUGAUAAAUUUCCUUCUGCCAAAUUAAUUGGUCUGGACCUGUCACCUUACUUCCUUGCUGUUGCUCAGUUUAAAGAAAAGAACAGUAAACCAAGGGUGAAUCCCAUCAACUGGAUACAUGCUAACGGUGAAAGCACCGGCCUGCCUUCUAAAUCAUUUGACAUUGUUUCAGUUGCUUAUGUGUUCCAUGAAUGCCCAACAAGAGCUAUAACAAAUAUAGUGAAUGAAUCCUUUAGACUGCUUCGACCUGGUGGAACUUUCGCUUUGACAGACAACUCGCCAAAAUCAAAGAUUCUUCAGGAACUAUCACCAGUUUUAUUUACAUUGAUGAAGAGUACAGAACCAUUCCUGGAUGAAUACUAUUUGACAGAUGUUGAAAGAGUAAUGAGGGAAGCAGGCUUCGUCAAUGUAACUACAAUUCUCACGGACCCAAGGCAUAGGACUGUGACUGCAACUGUGCCUUAUUAACCUGCACUUCUCUCCUGAUCCUCUCAUAGAUACAACAUUUUCUGAUCAUCAUUAAUCCCUCUUUAUUUUGGUUAGUAAAACUAUGGUAUUCUUAGCGGAGAAAUGUUGAGAUUGUUUUUUGACUCUCCUGAAAUUGGUUCAUACUCGCUCAAGAGAAUGAUGGAUUUGCUCGUACAAGGCACUGCUGAAAAUGGCUCUAUAGAUUAGAGUCUAGAUAGAAAUCUACGUUUACAUGGAUUAGGAAAAAAGAAAAACUUAACUCAACUCUGUCCCAAAACUAUUGUCCAGUUUGAGAUUUCACUUUUAGUACAAUUUGAACUAGAAAUGAAAAUCCAAACUGGACAACAAUUUUGGAACAGAAGGAGUAAUACAUUAAGCACUAAACUUGCAAACCUGAAUCAUUCUCUGGAUGCCUCUUAAGAAUCUUUACCUGGUUGUUCCAGGCUCAUUAACGGUGGUACAGAAGAUUCCUGUUUCGCUGGCGAAGUUUGUUUGUUUUGUAUUUGGUAUGAAGUUGCAUUAGAAGUCUUGGCAAUAAGUCGUCAUUAGGCCAUAAAAGCUGAGAAUUUCAUGGUUAUAUCAACAAAGUGCAUAGGGCAAAUUCUCCCCAUUAUUCCCAGUAGUUAUUUUCCGAAGAGCUCAUAUCUUCACAGCAUUAUCAAUACUAGCUUCUUCUUUUUUUUUUUUUUUAUUUGUGUAUUCAUAAACAAAUUUUUGCUAGUCUUUGUGCUUUGAAUCAAAGUAGCAUAGUAUUUGGUCUUAACUAGCUAAACAUUUGUUGAUUUGAUGUUUUCCUAAGGAGAGCUACAACAUAAACCCCUGCCUGAGUAAGGUUAGUAACCAGAACAGGCAGUCAUAACCUCUGUUGUAAUCUUUCCUUGAUAGAAGGGAAAACAUCUGGCCUGAGAACGUCACUACCAGUCUUGGUGGUUAUGUCACCAAGAACAAAAAUGGUACCCAAAACUUCCUUUCUAUACAUUUGUUAUGUACAAAUGCUAUUGAAGCAGUUUGGGAUUCUAAUGGUGACAUAACCACCAAUCUUCACUACCAAUCUUGACAAAAUUUGACAUCUCCGAAGGUUCCUUUUCUUUCCUUUUUUUUUUUUUUUUGAUUUAGCCAUUCCAGGUUAAAUCAUUUCAAUCGGGAUUCGGGAGUGUCAAAUAGAAUGUUAGUUACUGUCCUUGACUCCUUGUAAUUGACAACGGUGGGCCAGAUGCUCUCUAGAGUUCCUUGCUAGAGUUUUGUUGAGUUAUUUCACCCUUCAACUCUCUCCCUCCGAAACUUCCGGUGAAACUAUCUCCUGAGCUGUUAAUUUUGAGGGGGUAAACUAACAUAGACUUCGAAGCCUGAAGGCGGAGGAGAGGGCGCCGGAAAUUGGGAGGAGUAGGACACAGGACUGAGGAGGCUGUAAUUUACAGAGAUAGGCCUAUUGGGCCUUGUUAUAUGAGUGGGCUGCUGAGUCGUUCCCUUUUACUAUAUGGUAGUUUAUUUGACCAAAACGAAAUUACUCCUGUUAUUUCGAGGUGGAUGUAAAAAUAAAUAAUGAAAUAUAAUUGUAAUUUGAAACUAAUGUGAUAGUAGUUAUAAAAACAUGUAACUGCUUUUUAUUAUUUUGAUGGUUAUUACUUUCUCCAUCCCAC
Oldenlandia corymbosa var. corymbosa is the source of this 3060-nucleotide messenger RNA. The record is from the annotation of a GenBank genome assembly. NCBI's taxonomy places the organism in Eukaryota, Viridiplantae, Streptophyta, Magnoliopsida, Gentianales, Rubiaceae.